This is a messenger RNA of Brassicogethes aeneus, 2159 nucleotides long. The record is from the annotation of a GenBank genome assembly. Lineage: Eukaryota; Metazoa; Arthropoda; Insecta; Coleoptera; Nitidulidae.
UAUUCAAUGACAUUUUAAAGUUUUUUGACUUAUUUCCAACAAACUCUUCCAAAUGGCCGAGGAUGAGUUACCCAAGAUAGAGGAAAUCAAAGAGGAGGAAAAACCUGAAGAGAUAGUUGAGGAAAAACCUGCCGCAACUGAAGCAUCUAAUGAAAAUGUUGAACCAACACCACCACCACCACCAGCAGAUGUGAACAGUGAGAAGAAAGACGUAAUAACUGAACCAGCCCCGACGGAGGUUGAAGAAGAAAAAUCACUUCCUAAAGAAGAGUCAAAAAGUGAGGAACAUGUUACUAUACCAGAGACUGAGGUUGAACAUGUUUUGCAAGAACAUGAACAAAUUUGGAUAGAGAAGAAAGUCGAAUCGGAGUUAAAGAAAUUUGAAGUGGACGAUGACUACAUCAUUGUGGAGCAUAUUAAAACGGAACAGGAUGAAAAAGAAGAAGAAGAAUACGAAGAAGAAGACGGCGAAGAAAUUACCCCUACAGAAAAAUUAGACGAAGACAAAUCCUUGGUGUCCGAAUAUAAUAUCGAUCCUCGAAAAGAAGCAUCAGACGACUUUGUUGGAGAGGGCGAACUAAUAGUUGAAAAACCCAAACGUCAAAGUAAUAUAUUUGAUACUGAGAACAUCCUGUAUAAACCAGUCAAAUCCGAGAUUCAAUUGACCCAAUCGAAUCAAGAUCAAUAUGAUUGGUUUGAUUAUUAUGAUGAUGAUUAUGUUGAUGGAGUUUCUGAAAUUCAAGAGGAGCAAGAGGAAGAGGAAGAGCAAGAGGAAGAAGUGGAAGAGGUGAUUGAGGAAGAAAAAAUCGAUAGAAUAGCGUAUAUAAUAUUGUAUUUCGAUUUAAAAAAAAAAAUUAAAAAGGAGCAGUUGAUAAACAGGUUUCUUGAACGAAGAGUGGUGGAUAACUUGCGAAAAAGAAAGAUGGAGCAAGGGCUCCAAGAGAGAGAUGAAGAUGAAAACACGGAAUACGUAAAACGAUACAGAAUGCAACUGCUGAGCUUCCAAACUCAACAAGAAGUGCAAGAAAUCGAGCUAAACAUCUUGAAGGCCGAAAUAGAAGUGGAAAAAUCGGAAAGAAAUUAUCACGUCGACAUUAAAGACAACUUAUUUAAACAGCUGCAAACCCGCGCAAAAGAAAUUGGGAUGGGUUUGAUAUUUUCAAAAACUGGAAAGGUGAUCUCGGAUAACUUGGUCGAGAGUUUGCUGAACAGGCAGAAGAAGCAACACUUGCAAAUAUCGGAUAUGAGAUUCAAGUACAUAAAACUUAACAUGAAAGUUCAACAGAUAGAAGAGAAACUUCGUAACCUAGAGAAAAUCGGUUCUCAUCUAACUUUAAUGGACUUUGAACAGCUCAAGCUGCAAUACCGCACGUACGUUGAAAAACUGGAGGAAAAAGACGAGGAAUUGAAUCGUUUGAGGGUUUUGUGUCAGAACACCAUUCAGGUUUUGGCUCACUACAAGGAAAAAUCAAACGCCAUGGACUCUGACUUGGACAGUUUGUCCAUUGAACUGGCCAAGGUGGAUAUUGAAGUAAAUCAGAGUAGGGAAGUUCUAAACCAACUCAAACAGGAAAGGGAUCAGUUCAGGCAUAUGACCUAUGCUUUAAAAAAAGAAUCUGGUCUUCUAUCAAUACCGGAAUUAUUACACGAUAUGGAAAAUAGUUUCGGGGAGUUAAAGAGGGUUUCAAAAAAGCUUGCGGAUUUGGAAAAAGAAAUUAAAACGAAGCAAGUUCAAGUAAGAAACAUAAGAAAAAAUAUCGAAAUACAGACAGAAAUGAAGACCACAAUCAACAGAACUACCUCAGAGAGCAAACCAACAAGAUCAUCACAAAAAUUAGUCCCUAAGAAAACGGUUUUACCGGCUGAGGCUUUUCAAGACUUAAAACAGUUACCAAUAGCUAGCCAAUGUUUAAGGCAAAAAAAACCAUAAUUAUACAAGGUGUUUGUUAACCAACUGUUUUUUGACAUUUUUUUACUAAAAUCGGAAUCAAUCAAUAUCUUAUAACUUCCAAAAAUAUGAAAAAAUGAGUAGUUCCAAAUUAAAACGGCAAAUGGAAUGAGAAGAAUGAUUUCAGAUGUUGAUAUAUAAAAAUGAGGUGUUUUUAUUUGGAAAGACUCUAAAUGCACACCUUGUAUAUUGUAUUUAUAUGUAUUAUAUG